GAGAUUUCAUCUUUCUCCCCAUCUUCUCUAUACUGCGAUGUUGGUGGCUAUCGAUAUGUGAUAGAGGGAGAUAGAGAGACACUCAGAGAGAUAGAGAGAGAGAGAAGUGAGCAGUGUAGUUUUGUCUUUCAGUCAGUUUCAAAUGCUUUUUUUGGAUACCUAAAUGAUAAAUUUACUGAUAACUACUCAUAAUCAUAUGGACAAAAAGCAUUACGCUUAACUUUCGAAAUCAUUUUAAUUUUUGUAUAAAUUACAGAGAAUCUUCAAGUCUUAUGAUUUUCUUUGCUUGAGUAAUGACAGAAUGAAUCGAGGUCAUUCGAAUGGUUUGUAUAUUCAUAACACAACAUUUGACAUCAGCAAUAACAAAGAAAGACGAUCUUCCGAUACAAGCGGGAUAAGGGAAAAAUCGGAGUAUUAUUUAUCUUGUGAAGAGGAGGGCAGGUUGCCGCAGUGUCCAUUAUCCAACUCAGGGGAGUGCACAGACAAAAACCCUACUGAAAGAGGCAGUGGCAAAGAUGUGUUCACAAAUCAAAAUGUGACCACAACAAACAGAAAGGCAGAAUCAGUAAAACAAGACCUACUGACUUUGAACACAACCUUGAGUGAUUUAAAACAUAAAAGUCAAACUCCUGUAGGCAACAAAGCUUCUUACAAUGAUAAACGGAGUAAAAACGCCAAGCAUAAUUCACUUUCAGAACCAUCUUGUUUCUUUCUGAAAUUAAAUCGAAAACGAAAAACCAUCUGUGAGAUGAGUCAUACCUUGAAUCAUUCUCAUCUUCAUGAUAAUGCACACAAAGAUUCACUUGGUUCCACGAAAGUGUUGUUUUCUCAGACUAUUGGUAAUAAAUUCACACAGAGUAAUGAAAAUUCUUGUAAUAUAAUAGAAAAUGUGCAGAAUCCUGAUAUCUUCCAUUCAUCUUAUGUUAGAUCGCUUUCAACAGUGUCUUCCCCAUACAUAAAUGAUCGAUUUUUAUUACGGACUAAUUCCAAUCUUCCGGAGACAAAGUACGAUAAUGAUGAUGCAUAUCCCUGUAGACUGUCUACAAGACAAUCUUACGAUAUGAAUAGUAGGAAUAAGCAGAUUUUUCAUUAUCAUCGCCACCGUCGUAAACCGAUAGACCAGCAUUUAUCCCCUGUGCCAGUGUUGUCCACACCAAGUUCCAGAUCUAGACGUGCAUUGUUGAAUGUCGGUGGAUUUAGACAUGAGAUUCUUUGGCAAACUGUUGAUCGUUAUCCUAACACUCGCCUAGGAAGGAUACGUCAAGCGACAACAAUGGAAGAGCUAUUAAAUCUAUGCGAUGACUAUGAUCCUGUAUGCAGGGAAUACUUUUUUGAUCGUAAUCCAACAACUUUUUCAACUAUACUAAACUUUUAUCGAUCGAAAACACUUCAUUACAAUGAUAGUAUUUGUGUAAUGGAUUUUAAAGCUGAGUUAUUGUAUUGGGGUGUGAAUGAAGGCCUUAUCCAGGCGUGUUGUUCACAUCGUUAUCAUCAGCAAAAAGAUAUGAUUGAAGAAGAGAUUCGCAAAGAGGAGAUUUGUUUUCGUCAGUCAACAACUGUUGAUGAAUUCGGAUCUGGAUGUUAUGCAAAUUUGAAAAGACAAGGAUGGGAUCUGCUAGAAAAACCGCAUACAUCAAGGGCUGCUAGGGUGUUUGCAAUAGUCUCCAUAUUCUUCAUCCUGCUGUCGACGAUUGGUUUGACGUUGAACACAAUACCAGAAAUGCAGAUGAAUACAACAGAAAAGCACACUGAGAAUGAAACAUUCCACAAGACUAAUCACUCAACCAUAAAAGAUGAACAUUCAACCAGUGAAUUAAAAGACAACCUAUAUUUGGAUAUUGUUGAAACUAUUUGUAUUUCAUGGUUCACAUUGGAGUAUUUACUACGCUUAUGGUGUUCACCGGAUAAGCUAAAAUUUCUUAAGCGUAUACUAAACAUUAUCGAUUUGAUAGCUAUUCUCCCCUUUUACAUACACGUCCUACUCAUUGAAGUUGUUACCCGACAUCAUAAUGAAUCAUUGCAUUCGCUGAGAAAGAUUGUACAGAUAUUUCGUAUACUGCGUAUUCUACGAAUAUUUAAACUUGCUCGACAUUCAACUGGCUUACAAGCACUCGGUUAUACAUUCAAACGUUCUUAUAAAGAAUUAGGUCUCCUGAUGCUGCUUAUCGCUUUAGGCGUAGUCUUAUUCUCAAGUUUAGUGUAUUUCGCAGAAAAAGACGAUAAUGCUGAAAUGUUUCGUAGUAUACCAGCAGCUUUUUGGUGGGCGACAAUUACAAUGACCACAGUGGGUUAUGGAGAUAUGCUGCCGAGAACAGUGUUAGGCAAACUGAUUGGUGCUUGCUGUUGUAUUUGUGGUGUACUUGUUGUUGCCCUGCCUAUUCCGAUAAUUGUGAACAAUUUUGCUGAUUUUUAUAAGGAACAUGUUAGACGUGAAAAAGUUUUAAAGCGUAUAGAUGAAAUGGAACGAUUACAUCAUUCACAAGAUUUGUUUAUCAGUCGUACUGGUGAUGUAAAUGUCUUUUUCGAUUCUAUAAAUCAGGAUCAUGAUGAUAGCAAAACUAUUCUGAUGAAUAAAAUUAUAUGA
This is a messenger RNA of Trichobilharzia regenti, 2584 nucleotides long. The record is from the annotation of a GenBank genome assembly. NCBI's taxonomy places the organism in Eukaryota, Metazoa, Platyhelminthes, Trematoda, Strigeidida, Schistosomatidae.